UUCAUUCGUGAUAUGUUGUGAUCCAACUAUGUAUGUGUGUACCAACUACUGAUCCAGGGAUUGGUACGAAUAAACACAGAAGAUUUCCGAUUUCCAAAAUCGGGGGUCUACACCCAUCGGCCAGCUUCUCCUCCUCGGAGCUCCUCUUCACAGUGGCCCGUCUUUGUCGCUCAUGGCGACGAUGCCAUCAACACGUCAUGGAUGGGUGAUGCUUCCUGUCGGUGAUGGCGGCUGUGGCAGUGACUAGCGAGCGGUGCACCAGGGAAGAGGGCCACUGACUGCCAAGGUGGAUAUAUAGGAGCCCGGCGCGAUGCGGAGCUGGGACGGCGGCAGGCUCCAUGCGAACCUGGUGGCGCGACGUUGACAUGCUCAACAGCACCUAGGCGGUGGCGAGGUCAUUGGCACGGAAGUGCAUCAUGUCCUCACUGAGCACCCUCAGCGUCACCUCCUGUGGACGGUGCCAGUUUGGUCGCAUCCUCUUCCUCUUCCUGCCCAUGGCAUGCCGGCAAGGACGGCAACAACAUUGUCUCGUUGAUAGCUACCUGGAUCUGGAGGACAAGGCAGUGGUGGUGAUGAGCGGAGUAGGCGCGCCGAACAUCGUUGAAUCCGGCCGCUGCGCUGGCCACCCCAGGCUCCACUCCGACGAGAUAGCUUCGUGUUGGCCAACGCAUCGUCGAGGCUGAGGACGGUGACGAGGAAUGGAAGGAGCUCAAAGGAGGUGAGGGAGAAGAUAGGCACGUCAAAGAGAGAAGAGGGGAGGAUACAGGAAAAUGAUGAAACAUACAUGUGGGCCUCAUCAGUCAUGUUAGGGUUAUUUUGGUCUAUAUGAAGAUGAAAAACGUGACGGCGAUGGCAUUGAUCCAACUUUAUAAAGUUCCAGUAGCACCCAGUCGAUAUCGCGAAUAAUAGUGGUAUUUUUCUAAUAUGGUAAAAUUACAAUGACAUGGAUCCAAUUGAUCCUAUUAAACCUUGUCAUAAACAUUACUAGUAAAUUAUAUCUAUAAACACAAAGCACCUGUCGGUUCGUGGUGACGGAGGUUUUUUUUUCUUUUUCUUGGUUACAAUCUUUCAUGGUGCAAGCCAAAUAAUUUUUUCCUAUUCUAUCCAAUAAAUUAUCGCGUUGUCUGGUGCUGAUCGUAAAAAAAAAGCAUAAACCACGUAAGUGUGCAUAUAUCUCUUUUAAUAAAUUGGACAGAUGUAAUUUAAUAUUAUAUACAGACAUAAAUGUAUAAAUAUAUGAUAUUUAUGACAAGACUUAGUCCAGUGGAUAUCUAUAUCAAAGAAAGCAUGCAUAUCCUCUGUUUUUAAUGAGCUACCAGCAUGUAUAUCAUCUGUGUUAUAAUGAGGUGAUCUGCACCGGAAGGAGACUUUAAUCAUCCAGAAGGAUAUAUACAACUAAAUUAAAUGGUUGGACUCCUCAUGUUGAAGAUAUACUAGUACAGUACUAUAUAUCGAAACCAUCCAACGAGCAGAGCAGGUAACAGCAAUGGCCAUCAUCUCCAUUGCCGGCCAUCUCCUUGCUCUCAUCCUCGCGGUGGCGGUGCCGGCCUCGGCCGGUGGGCUCCCGGUGCGGCUGCGGUUGUACAUGCACGACAUCACCGGCGGGCCGGGGCAGACGGCCGUGCAGGUGGUGAACGGCACCGGGCCGCUGCACCCGGCCAUGCCGCCGGGCAGCCACUUCGGCGACACCAUGGUGGUGGACGACCUCCUCACCGACGUCGACGACUCCAAGCCCGUCGGCCGCGCGCAGGGCUCCUACACGCUGGCGUGCCUGCGCGCCCCCGUGUUUGUGGUCUCCAUCACCCUCGUCCUCACCGACGGGCCCUACAAGGGGAGCACCAUCCUCAUCGCCGGCCGCGACGACAUCUCCGAGGAGGUCAGGGAGCUGGCGGUGGUGGGCGGGACGGGCAAGCUCCGGCGAGCCACCGGGCACGUGCUGUGGACGACGGCGAGGCGGGAGUCUCCGGUGCACAUGGUGCUGGAGCUCGACGUGUACGCGUGGGUGCCCGCGUCAUCUUCUCCGGCUCGCCGUUGGUCGUCACUGCUGCGUGGCACAAACGUCGUCACGGCUGAUGUUGACGACGCUGAUUCUUAUUUCUAAUUACUAUACUUUACUACUCGAGUUGGUUGUGCAUUUGUCGCAACCGCAACAAACAUUUUCCUUCAAUAAUAAGAAAAAGGACAAAAUGAUUGAUCGAUAAA
Oryza sativa Japonica Group (Japanese rice) is the source of this 2202-nucleotide messenger RNA. Lineage: Eukaryota; Viridiplantae; Streptophyta; Magnoliopsida; Poales; Poaceae. The record is from RefSeq and is a predicted model, not a curated record.